AUGAAGUUCUCAGCGCUUGUGCUUCUGGCUAGUGUCGCCAUCAGUCUUGCUUCACCUCACAACAUCCCAGGUGGACGAAUUAUCCCUGUUAAUGACAAGAAUGAAUUGAAAGCCAUUGGGGCUUACCAUCAGAAGUAUCCCGAUCGCCGUACGGUCACUAUUCGUCCCUCGAGAAGCGACAGCGAUGAUGUCUCGGAUGAUUUCCUCUGGGGAAUUCAGCAGGCUAAUUACGGAGGCCGACUUCUCCUUGAGAAGGAUAAGACUUAUGUGAUUGGUAAAAAGCUGGAUCUGACCUUCCUCAAUGAUAUCGAAGUUCAGCUAGAAGGAGAGAUCAAAUUCACAAACAAUAUUACUUACUGGCAAGCAAACAACUUCUACUAUUCGUUCCAGAAGUCCAUCACCUUUUGGAUAUGGGGAGGAGAGGAUAUCAAGAUUUUUGGAAAAGGAACUAUGAAUGGCAAUGGUCAAAAAUGGUAUGACGAAUUCUCUGGGAGUCAGAUCCUAGAUCCAGAUAAUACCUUCUACCGACCGAUUCUUUUUGUCACAGACAAUGCGACAAGAGUCAGCGUGGAAGGAAUCACGCAGUUGAAUAGUCCCUGCUGGACCAACUUCUUGAUUCGCACUGACGAUGUCUCAUUUGACGAUGUGUAUAUCCACGCCUACUCGACCAAUGCAUCGGUUGACGCGGCCAACACGGACGGGUUUGAUUCCCUCAUUGUGGACAACUUCCGAGUCACCAAUGUUCGCGUGGAUAACGGCGACGACUGUUUUAGCCCGAAGUCAAACACGAGUAACAUCUUCGUGCAGAAUCUGUGGUGUAACAACUCACACGGAGUAUCAAUGGGCUCCAUCGGAGAAUAUUCGGGAGAAUACGACUUCAUUGAGAACGCGUACAUGGAGAAAUUGACUCUAUUGAAUGGCCAAAAUGGAGCGCGAUUGAAAGCUUGGGCUGGGCCUGAUGUUGGAUAUGGUCGCAUGACAAACAUCACCUAUCGCAAUGUUGAGAUUCAAAAUACCGAUAGCCCGAUCGUGUUGGAUCAGUGCUAUUUCGAUAUCAACUCGACCGAGUGUGCGGAAUACCCAUCGCACGUGAACAUCACGAAUGUCAUCUUCGAUAACAUCUGGGGUACAUCGUCAGGCAAAGAGGGGGAAGUCGUUGUGGACCUGACAUGUUCGCCUAACGCAGUCUGCUCCUAUAUUAAUCUAUCGCGCAUUAAUCUGACCAGCCCAGACGGUGGGUCGGAAAUUAUUUGCGAUAACAUUGAGGGGAGCAUCGGGGUCAAUUGUACAAGUUCUUAG
This is a messenger RNA of Penicillium malachiteum, 1299 nucleotides long. RefSeq lists its product as uncharacterized. NCBI's taxonomy places the organism in Eukaryota, Fungi, Ascomycota, Eurotiomycetes, Eurotiales, Aspergillaceae. Gene Ontology annotation, molecular function: polygalacturonase activity. Gene Ontology annotation, biological process: carbohydrate metabolic process. Bases 1 to 1299 code for a protein of 432 amino acids. The record is from RefSeq and is a predicted model, not a curated record. The transcript has 5 exons.